UAGAGGGUGUGGCCAAGAGCGCACAAUGGGCCAUGGAGUUCCCGUUCGAUGUGGACGCCUUGUUCCCGGAGCCGAUUAUCAUACUGGAUCAACACCUCCGUGCUCCGGCCCGCCGAACCGGAACCACUACCUCGGCUCGUUUUGAUCUCCAACAGCAAAUCAUGACUGUUGUCGAUGAACUGGGAAAGGCCUCAGCCAAGGCACAACAUCUUCCUGGUCCCAUCACCAGUGCUUCAAGAAUGCAGAGUAACCGACAUGUUAUGUAUGUGCUGAAGGAUACCUCUGCCCGUCCGGCUGGAAAAGGAGCUAUAAUUGGCUUUCUCAAAGUUGGAUAUAAGAAACUCUUUGUUCUGGAUGAUCGAGGGGCCCAUAAUGAAGUAGAACCACUUUGCAUACUAGACUUUUACAUCCAUGAAUCACUGCAACGCCAUGGACAUGGACUGAAUCUUUUCCAAUAUAUGUUAGAGAAGGAACGAGUUGAACCACACCAACUAGCUAUUGACCGACCCUCAGAGAAAUUGCUGCGGUUCUUGAAUAAACACUACAACCUGGAAUCCACAGUGCCACAGGUGAACAAUUUUGUGAUCUUCGAAGGCUUUUUUGCCCACCAGCACCGGUCCCCUGCUUCCUCUCUGAGGGCGAUUCGCUGCUCUCGUGCUGCCUCGGUUGAUAACACACCUAAUGCUCCAGCCAGAAAGCUGCCCCCCAAGAAGGCAGAAGGAGAGAUUAAACCAUAUUCUUCUAGUGAUCGAGAAUUUCUGAAGGUGGCUGUAGAACCUCCAUGGCCCUUGAACAGAGCCCCCCGACGUGCUACACCUCCAACUCGACCACCCACCCGGUCCAGCAGCCUGGGCAAUUCUCCGGAUCGGGGUCCCCUCCGUCCCUUUCUGCCAGAACAAGAGUUGCUACGAUCUCUUCGUCUCUGCCCCCCCCACCCUACUGCCCGCCUGCUGCUUGCAACUGACUCUGGCGGCAGCCCAGCCCAACGUAGGCGUACCAGUUCCCUCACUCGCCCUGAAAAUAACAGAUAUUGAUGGUUAUACCUCCUCACUUAAGACCACCUGAUUUUAAAAGGAUCCAUAUUCCCAUUUCAUCUUCCAGGAUGCAGUGGAGCUCUAAUACUUAGGAUCAAGUGUCCUAACCCCUUGCCAGGUUAAUCCAGCAGCAGAAUAACAAAUAUCCUAUUCCCAUCCCCAUUUUAUUAUUCCAGGAGAGGUAACUCUUAUUCUCUAAUUGGGUUCUGAAUACUUCUAACCAAUACAUGGAAACUCUGCUAGAUUAACUAGCUAAUCCUUUGAAACCCAGGAUCCCUCCAGACUGUAGUAGAGUACAGGGGUUCUUAACCUUUUCUGUGUCAUGAAACCUUCUGGCAAUCUUGUGACACCUAAUGGACCCGUUCUCAGAAUAAUUUUUUAAUAUACAAAAAAACUGAAAAGAUAAUAAAAUACAAUUAUCAAGAUAGUUUUUAAAACUCACUCCACAGAUCCCAAAUCUGUACUUUAGAAUAACCAAUAGACCUAGCCCUCUUCUACCACAUAUUUGAAGGAUCAUUGUCCCAGAAACAGGUAUAUUUGGCCUAGUUUUCCUGUUUCCUGUGCAACAUUCCUUGGAGUUAGAUUUCCUUUUGGAUUAGUAGUAUUCCACUCCUUUGGCCUCCAGACUCUUCUCUUCCAUAAUUCUAUCCCAAGAAGAGUCAUACUCUCUUGGGGCCCAUUUUUUAGGUGACAAAUCCUUCUGAAAUUAACCUGAUUCCCAAAGGGAGCAUUCAGCCUUGCAAAGUUCCUAAAUCCCAAAAGACAGUGUGGAAAGAGCCAGUUGGAAUUAGGGCUCCUCCAUUAUCUCUUUAUUGGACCUGUUCUAAAACCUGGAUUAUUGCUAUGUUGUGAUUUCCACAGAGAAAUCGCCGCUACUACCACUUUAAUAGCAUCCUCUUAGAGGAUCUUUAAGUCUUAAGGUCACCUCUGCUUAUUACAUACAAAGAAAUAAACCUUGGUCUGAAGGAUCGACUGAAUCCUAGUAUCUCCUCUUCCAUUUCUCCCAUACAACUACUUAGAUGAUGGUGUAUGCUUAUUCUCUCAGAUUGUGUUGAGAUGAGUGUGUACCACUCUUUUCCUAACCUGUGCCCCCUCCUCAUCCAAUCCACUUAUCCUCUAGUUUUCCUUUCCUCCCUUUUACUGAGAUAGGAAUUUCCUCCCUUUGUUUCUAGGCUCUUAGAGUGUAAUCAUAUACCCUGGGAUGGUAUAUAGCCAUUCCCUUUUUCAUAUUCUGUGUGUGGUAGAUUACAUUGUGUCCCUAAUCCCUGGGGAGCAGGAUCCUCCCUUACCUCAAUGUUAUUUCAAAUAAAGUGUGUAUCCUUUUGUGUGUUU
This is a messenger RNA of Antechinus flavipes (yellow-footed antechinus), 2366 nucleotides long. RefSeq names its product alpha tubulin acetyltransferase 1 (gene ATAT1). NCBI's taxonomy places the organism in Eukaryota, Metazoa, Chordata, Mammalia, Dasyuromorphia, Dasyuridae. Gene Ontology annotation, molecular function: tubulin N-acetyltransferase activity. Bases 33 to 1034 code for a protein of 333 amino acids. Gene Ontology annotation, biological process: alpha-tubulin acetylation. The transcript is spliced from 11 exons. The record is from RefSeq and is a predicted model, not a curated record. Gene Ontology annotation, cellular component: microtubule.